Penicillium cataractarum is the source of this 2430-nucleotide messenger RNA. RefSeq names its product Chitin synthase C. Lineage: Eukaryota; Fungi; Ascomycota; Eurotiomycetes; Eurotiales; Aspergillaceae. The record is from RefSeq and is a predicted model, not a curated record. Gene Ontology annotation, molecular function: chitin synthase activity. Bases 1 to 2430 code for a protein of 809 amino acids. The transcript has 7 exons. Gene Ontology annotation, cellular component: cell septum; cell periphery.
AUGAGGACUUCAACGCCGACGGCUGUCGCGCCUCAUCGAUACAAUGACUAUUUUAGCCCUCAGCAUACGAGGGACAGCAGUUAUAACUCAAAUGGCUCUUUCGAUCCUCGUCGCUCACUCGUUCCUGGAAUUCGCCGGUAUCCUACGCGAAAAAUUAAGCUCGUGCAGGGUUAUGUUCUGAGCGCCGACUACCCAGUACCAAGCGCCAUUCAGAAUGCCGUACAAAAACAAUAUCGAGAAUCGCCAGAACUUUCCGAGGAGUUCUCCCAGCUGAGAUAUACCGCCGCUACCUGCGACCCGGAUGAGUUUGUUAUGCGAAAUGGCUACAAUCUUCGCCCAGCUAUGUCCAACCGGCACACCGAAUUGAUGAUCGCAAUCACCUGCCGAAGCGAGAAUAAGGUUCUGACGGCACGGACCCUUCACGGAGUAAUGCAAAAUAUCCGCGAUAUCACCAAUCUCAAAAAGUCGGAAUUCUGGAAUCAAGGAGGACCAGCUUGGCAGAAGAUCGUUGUCUGCUUGGUCUUUGAUGGAAUCGACUCCUGCGACAAGAACACUCUUGACGUAUUGGCGACAAUCGGUAUCUAUCAGGAUGGCGUGAUGAAGAGAUCGGUAGACGGUAGAGAAACUGUCGCACAUAUAUUUGAAUACACUACACAACUAUCUGUAACCCCAAACCAGGAACUAGUUCGACCUCACGGAAACGAAUCCACCAAUAUCCCUCCAGUCCAGAUGAUCUUGUGUCUGAAACAGGAGAGCAGCAACAAAAUCAACUCGCACCGCUGGAUUUUCAAUGCCUUUUCGCGUAUGCUAAACCCGGAAGUGGUGGUCCUUCUUGAUGCGGGUACCAAGCCCUGCAAGGAAUCUCUUCUCGGGUUAUGGCAGGCGUUUUAUAACGAUAAGAACCUGGGAGGCGCUUGCGGCGAAGUCCACCCUGUCCAGCACAAGAAGAGUGUUUUCAACCCUUUCGUCGCUGCUCAGACCUUUGACUUGAAACAAUCGAACCUUCUUGAAAAGCCACUAGAGAGUGUAUUUGGGCAUGUUUCGCUGGGCGAAUUUUCCGCUUAUCGCUAUCGAGCCAUCAUGGGCCGACCGUUAGAGCAAUAUUUCAAUGGUGACCUGACACUAUCGAAAAAGCUGGGAAAGAAGGGAUUUGAUGGCAUGACAAUUUUCAAAAAGAACAUGUUCCUUGCAGGCGAUCGCAUCUUGUCUUUCGAGCUGGUAGCCAAGGCCGGAUUCAAGUGGCACUUGACGUUUGUCAAAGGAUCAAGAGGAGAGGUAGAAGUCCAGAGCGAUUUUGCAGAGUUCAUAACCAAGCGACGACAGUGGUUGAAUGGAUCUCUCGCAGCGAAUCUCUAUGCCUUUAUCCAUUUUGGUCGACUUUACCAGAGUGGCCACAAUUUGCUGUUCUUGGCAUUUCUCCAUCUACAAAUGAUUUACAACUUUGCCAAAUUUGUGAUGAGUUGGUUUUCCCUCGCGUCUUUCUUUAUGAUAACGUCGGUCAUCAUGGGCCUCGUGGGCACAGCAAAUGAAGCAAAUGACCAACAAGCUUGGCCAUUUGGGAACGAAGCUUCACCAAUUGUGAAUAACUUCCUGAAAUACGGCUACGUCUUACUCUUAUGCUUGCAAUUCAUCCUUUCUCUUGGAAAUCGCCCCAAAGGCUCUCGGUUAGCCUAUAUCAUCUCAUUCACAUACUUCCCACUUAUUCAGGUCUAUACCACUAUUCUAGCAUUCUACCUAGUCAGCCAGGCUACGAGGAAGCUGGUGGUCAACUCGGUGCUAUACGAAGAUGCGAUGCAAUCGGCUGUGUGGAACAACCUCGCCUCGAGUAUGGUUCUGAUAGCCUUGGUCGCUACUUACGGAGCGCAUCUUGUUGCCAGCAUUCUUUACAUGGACCCACUCCACGUUUUAACAUCUGCGUGGGCCUACUUCGCCGGAACAACGUGUUCCUCCAAUAUGAUCAUGGUCUACGCCUUUUGCAACUGGCACGAUGUCUCGAUCGGUACCAAGGUAGUCGAAAAGACCACGUCCCUUCCGGAAGUUCAAACACAGAAGGAUGAAAAAUCAAAGUUCAUUGAGGAAUUGGAUAGGCCCCAGAUAGAUAUCGACACUCUCUUCCAAGAGACUGUUAAGCGAGCUUUGGCUUCGUUCGAGGCCCCGGAGGAAUCCAAUGGGAAGGACGUUGACGAUUUGUAUAAAGCCUUCCGGACCUACCUCAUCCUGCUUUGGGUUUUCAGCAACCUAGCCAUGGUUCUUUGCAUUAUGAGCACGGGAAUUAGCCGCUUCUGUCUCUCGACCCUACCCAACAUUCGUAUUUGGAAUUACCUUUUGGCUGUGGUCUGGGCAACAGUCGGGAUUUCACUAUUUCGCUUCGCUGGGUCGCUGUGGUUUUUGGCAAAGACGUCCGUGAUGUGCUGUGUCUCACGGAAAUGA